This is a messenger RNA of Dracunculus medinensis (Guinea worm), 1470 nucleotides long. The record is from the annotation of a GenBank genome assembly. NCBI's taxonomy places the organism in Eukaryota, Metazoa, Nematoda, Chromadorea, Rhabditida, Dracunculidae.
UCGGCGAAAUUUUUUGAAGUUUCAUAUAAUAAUAAUGAUGAUGGAAUUAUGGAUGAUCGAAAUCAAGCGUUCUCCAGUGAAGAAGAAGAAGAUGAUCGCAAUAAUGAGGAGGACGAUGAUGAACAUGAACAUGAAUAUGAUGACGACGAAAGCAGUCGUGAAGGUGAUCAUAUUGAUAUCUUCAGAAAUCCGUUUAUUACGAUAUUUUCGAAGAAUUUUUAUAAUUCUGUAAAUGUGGACGCAGCGAAUUCCGGUGCAGAUUUCAAUUCGUUCAAUAAUAGGAAAACAUUCAGCUGUCCAAAGAUAAAAGAAGAUUUUAUUACGGGCACUAAUACUAGUAACUUAAGUCCUGAAGACAUUGGUAUCAUUGCUGCAUUGGGUGAUUCUCUUGCUACUGGUCGAGGUUUAUAUCGAGCUGAUAUCAAUUUCAGAGGAGGAGCCUUUCCGAUUGGUGGAGAUGCAACAAUCGAUGGUCUUAUCACCAUUCCGAAUAUUUUGCAUGAAUUCAAUGGUAAACUGGUUGGCGCAUCGCAUGGAAUGGGUAAAAAAACGGAACUACCUAAUAAUCAAUUAAAUAUAGCUGAAGAUGGAGCCACUUGUUCAGGUUUGCCAGCUCAGGCAAAAGAAUUAGUGGAUCGCAUUAACAACCUGCAUAAUAUCGAUGUUAAAAGAGAGUGGGCAAUGAUCAUCAUAACUAUCGGCACUGAUGAAAUAUGUUCACGAUGUGAAGUUCCGAAUUAUAAUGCACUGGAAGAAACAUUGGCAAUACUAAAGAACGGAAUAUCGAAGGCGUUUGUCAUAUUAUUAGGUCCAAUUCAUGUAUCCUCUUCUUUCCGAAGGCAAGCAAAUCUUCUUAAGUUGCGUUGCGCUUGUUUACGAGAAAAAUCUAAUAAAUUCAUGAAAGAUUUAAGCAAAUCAUGGAUAGAAAUAUUCAAUCAAUUGCAGAAUAAUUUUGAUCGAAUCGAAACAAAGCGUCCAACAUUUAGUCUUCUUGUUCUUCCAAUGCUUACGAUAACAUCUCGUUCUCCUCUUUCAUUAUUUAUUGGGGACCAACCUCUGUUAGGUCCGAAAGGUCAUGCAUAUGCCACUAAAUGGCUAUGGAAUCGCUUGAUUACUGGACCUGCCUAUAAUCUUUCGUUAGCUGUUCUGUCGCAAGAUGCCUAUUAUUGCCCUUCAAUGGUUUGUCCAUACUUUCGAACGCAAGAUAAUCGUCAAUAUUGUCGUUUGCAUCGAUAUGGAGAUAUCGAAAAGACUUCAGUAAAAAGCAAUCGAAAAAUGAGACGAUCUAGAAAAAAUCUCUACAUUACUGCACUUAUUGUCGUGCUUAUUUCUUUUUGCUCAGUGGUCACCGUCGGAUCGCUUUUAUAUCAAAGAAGUGCAAAUCAUGGAAGAUUCGAGUCACUACGUGAACCAGAAACUAUAAGAAAACAUUUGUCCAAUGAUAAUUCAGAAGAAAGGGCCUUGUUAUAA